This is a messenger RNA of Folsomia candida, 1806 nucleotides long. RefSeq names its product dehydrogenase/reductase SDR family protein 7-like. Gene Ontology annotation, molecular function: oxidoreductase activity. Gene Ontology annotation, cellular component: membrane. The record is from RefSeq and is a predicted model, not a curated record. Bases 382 to 1443 code for a protein of 353 amino acids. The transcript is spliced from 6 exons. NCBI's taxonomy places the organism in Eukaryota, Metazoa, Arthropoda, Collembola, Entomobryomorpha, Isotomidae.
GCGCCGCAAAUUACUAUAAAUAAUCAUAAAUAAGCAUCAUAAUUUCAUACUUUUGUUUGUUUAUUAUUCCAUAUUUCAUAACAAAAGUUACAUAAAUAAAUGUUGUUAUGAUUGAGCUGCUGCUGCUGCAGUUUUUUCGUGCCAUUCUGUAAACCCGUGAUGAAGAAGUCAGUCCAAUAAUGUCCUUGACUGAAGGAAGAGUAUAAACAAGUUAAAUAAUAAUGUGAAGAAGACUCAACUGCAGUUAAAGUUAACUACUCAACAUUUAAUUAUAGAUAGUGUAUCGUGAUAAGGCGAAAGUGUGGAUAAGAUCCUUUCUUUUAUGUGUGUGGCGUGAUUAUAUCUGAGUCAGACAGAUCUUGUUUACAUUUUGAGAAGAAGAUGGCUGCUCCGAAUAAUAACAGAUUUACGGGAGGAGGAGGGAGCUUAUCAUCGACGUCGCCGGGAGGAGGUUCGUCCUCCCUGAUCUCGCAGCUGAUUCAACACUCCUCGAUGAAGAAUAUCCUCGCCCUUUUCUUCCUCCCGGUCGCCUUGCCUUAUCUCAUGUACAAGUUCAUUAUCGCAUUUCGAAAGCGGUAUGGUCUCAAGAUGCGCCGUUUGGAGGGGAAGGUCGUCGUCAUCACGGGAGCGAGCAGUGGGAUCGGAGAAAGUUUGGCGAAAGUGAUGUAUGCGAAUGGAUGCAGACUUAUCCUCGCGGCGAGACGAGUGGAAGAGUUGGAACGUGUCAAGGCGGAAUUAGUGAGGAGCAAGACGCAGUACGGGACUGUUUACAUGCCUGCCGUCGUGCAGUUGGAUCUCGGUGAUUUGAAAUCGAUGGAGGCGAAAUCACUGGAAAUCCUGGAAAUCUACGGAUUCGUCGACAUCCUCAUCAACAAUGCAGGGAUGAGUUAUCGCGGCACCAUUUUGGAGACGAAUAUCGACGUUGACCAGCGAGUCAUGAUGGUCAACUAUUUCGGACCUCUCGCCCUCACAAAGAAUCUCGCCCACUCCAUGGUUGAACGCCAAUGUGGCCGUGUCGUCUUUAUCUCGAGUGUCCAAGGGAAAAUCGCAAUCCCAUACAGUUUCUCUCUCCUCUCCGAUGACAGAUCGUCCUACACCGCGUCGAAACACGCCCUGCAAGCACUCGCGGAUUCCCUGCGUGCCGAACUGACCGACCUGGGCAUCAAAGUGACCGUGAUUUCGCCCGGUUACGUAAAAACACACCUUUCUAUGAACGCCGUGACCGGCACGGGUCACAACUACGGACGGAUGGAUGCCGCCACGGCGUCUGGCCACUCACCCGAUUACGUCGCGGCGAGAACCCUCCGAGCCAUUUUGGGGGGCGAAACGGACGUCGUAAUUUGUUCCUUGAUGCCACGAAUUGCCAUAUUUUUAAGGAAUCUUUGUCCAGAAGUGUUCUUCUGGGUUAUGGCGAAUCGAGCGAGGAAGGAUUCCGUGGGAUGAGAUGAUGAGAAUUUAUUAAGAUAAGAUGCUUAUCAGAGUAUUGCUCAUGUUUUUUUUGUGUCGCCAAAGAAGAAAACACUUAUUUCAAUUCUUAUUUCGUGUCUUAUCCUAAACUUAUGUAAGUAACUUUGUACUUAUCUUUUGUAGAAGAGAGGGGAAGACGGAAAAAGUAAUUAAUUAGAUCCCGGUGUCAAAUAUUUUUAAAGUCAGCAUUUCCGGUUUUUUGUUACAAUUUUACUUCAGUCCAAUUACGUAUGAAUAUUUAGAGUCUUUAGAAGCUAUAAUUGAAAGAAAUGAGUUAAUGAAUUAAUUAUUACAUUAAUUUUGAGGAUGAGGACAAUAAAUAAUUUAAUGAAAAUAAUA